GGUAUGUUCCAAUUUCCAAGUCUUGCUGCGCUCUCUUUGCAAGCCUUCGAGGUUUCGAGACCGCGGUCUCGAGAAGGGGCAGCGGCGGAGCUCAGCAAUGGCAGGCGGAGCGCCGCCUUCGACCGGCGGUCCGCCGACGACCUCCUCUUUUUCCUCCGUCGCCUCCUCGUCGUUGGCAUCGGGCCUUCCUCCGCCUCCCCCUCCUCCCAAGAUCCUCCUCGCCAAGCCGGGAUCGGGUCCCGCCGCCCCGAGGUUCCCCCGCGACGACGACCCCUCCGGCUCCGUGGUCCUCCGGUCCCGUAACGCCCCUCAGCCGAGCUCACUUAACCUUCUCUCCGAUUCCUGGGAGUUCCACACCGAUCGGAUCCUCCCGUUUCUGACUGAGAAUAAUGAUUUCACUGUGGUUGGAAUCAUCGGUCCUCCUGGUGUUGGCAAGUCGACGAUCAUGAAUGACCUUUAUGGUUUUGAUGGUAGCUCGCCUGGGAUGCUACCACCUUUUGCUACACAGUCUGAUGAAACUAGGGCAAUGGCAAAGCACUGCACCACUGGUAUUGAAUUGCGGGUUUCUGCUGAGCGGCUCAUACUUCUUGAUGCCCAGCCAAUGUUUAGCCCCUCUCUUUUAGUUGAUAUGAUGAGACCUGAUGGUUCAUCUACAAUUCCUUUGUUGAAUGGGGAGUCACUGUCGGCAGAUUUGGCUCAUGAAUUGAUGGGAAUUCAGCUUGGUGUUUUCCUGGCAUCCAUUUGUAAUGUUUUGUUGGUUGUGUCUGAGGGAAUUCAUGACUUCAGUAUGUGGCAGCUGAUGCUUGUGGUCGAUUUGUUGAAGCAUGGCAUACCAGAUCCAUCUUUGUUGACAUCUUCGCAUUCCCAGGGUUCUGAUUCUGUGCCAGAUAACGAAAAUAAAAGCAUUGUUCAGCCUACUAGUGUGGAGUUCCUGUCUGCCCUUGUUUUCAUACAUACUAAACUGCAGGAUCAAGACUUAUCCCCAUCUAAAACUAUCCUACUGAGGAAGGCUCUAUUGCAAUUUUUCAGCUCAUCAUCUUUCAAUGUAAAUAAACAUGGGGCUACAGUACAGACUGAUUCUUCUAAUUCUCUUGAUACAAAAUCUGAGGAUUUGGACCCUGUGCAACCAGACUUGUUUAUGAUUCCUUUAAAAUGGCAAGACAACGUACAAAAAUCUCAUUCUGAAAGUUACUGUUCCAUGUCAGGGAAGCUCCGUGACCAGAUAUUGUCAAUGACUGGUCAUUCAUUUGCAAAGAACAUCUCAGAGCGUGAUUGGUUGCGGAACUCGGCUAAGAUUUGGGAAUUGGUGAAGAAAUCUCCAGUCAUUGUUGAUUAUUGCAGGACGCUGCAGAGUUCAGGAUUGUUCAGGAAGUAAUCAACCUUAUGUUUUAAGAGAUUAAAGACUUUGUAAGUUAUCUAUCUGGGACAAACGAAGGUAUUGCAUAACAUUUUUUGACCUGGUUCCCAGUUCCCAGUUGAUUCUACUAUUAAGCAUUUAUUUUUUCUAAUUGAUUCCCAACCAUGCUUAAUACUUGGCAUUUUUUAUUAUUUAAUUUAAAUCAAGUGCAGCCUGUGAGAUCCGACUCCCUCAAGUGAAACCUAUGUGAAAGCAUCGCCCGGCCCACACACUGCAGCGUAAUUUGUUUCAUAUGAUCUACAGAUCAGCUAUGAAGGACUUCAGAUGGUAUUGUGAAGAACAAGAGUUGUGUUCUAGGAUACCUUUCGCACCCUUUCUUGUAUUGUUGGCAUCAAAGCAGGGUCUUACCAUAAUGCUGAUGAAAAGUUUUGGCAAAGUACCUUAGAUUAAUGUCAACCCAUGAUUUUAAUCCAAGUUCCCGAACUGAUGUCAUUCUGGGAAGAAGAACAGCAAUCAUCUGUACCGAACAGUGGUUUUGUCAUGUACCUAUGUAGAUAGAGAACCAUGAGGCUUUAAUAAAUUUAAGGAUAAUAUUAUCAUGAACUA
Molecule: messenger RNA, 1963 nt
Organism: Phoenix dactylifera (date palm)
Lineage: Eukaryota; Viridiplantae; Streptophyta; Magnoliopsida; Arecales; Arecaceae
Source: RefSeq, a predicted model, not a curated record